This is a messenger RNA of Acanthamoeba castellanii str. Neff, 1431 nucleotides long. RefSeq lists its product as uncharacterized. NCBI's taxonomy places the organism in Eukaryota, Discosea, Longamoebia, Acanthamoebidae. The transcript has 10 exons. Bases 1 to 1431 code for a protein of 476 amino acids. The record is from RefSeq and is a predicted model, not a curated record.
AUGGACGGUACGAAUGAUCUGUCUGUCCUCCUUCUGUUUCAAUGGUUGACGAAGUGCGAAGCAGAUGCGGAACGCAGCAAGUUUGCGAUGCAACUGGCCAACUGCCACAUGGAACGCUCCGGGCUGCCUGUGCACCCGUGCACCAACGACAUGCAGCUCAUCGAAUGCACCCGACCGAUCACAAACAACCCCAUCGCCUUCAACGCCUACACCGAGUUCCUGCUGCAUUCGGAGAACAUCUGCUACUUCGUGCAGAGCGUCUACUUCCAGGAGAAGACGGAGCGGACCAUAUCCGCGUUGGCCUUCACCGCAACGGCCACGCUCGAGUCGAUGGAAGACCUGCAGCAGCUGUCGUCAAAUAUGAAUCAAAUGCUGUCGCACUCGGUGCAGGCGCAAGGUGAGCUGGCCAGCAGCCAGGUGGCCCUGCGCGAGACCAUAGACGAGCUGAAGGACGAACAAGUUGAGGGCCUGCGCUCCAUGCAAGCCCACUUUGGCCACAUUCAAGCCGGCGUUGAGGAGACGAUCCAAGGCCAACAGGCCAUCCGGGAGCGGCAGGCCGAGUUCCGCGAGCAACAGGAACGCAUGCACGCGCAAGGUCUCGAUUUCUUCAAGCACAUGAGCAGCGAGUCGGCAUUCGUGCGUGAGCAGAUGCAACACUCCACCGAAGCGCAGACGAUGCUGCUGGAGGAGCAGAAAUCGAUUCUGCAGCGGGUGCAGAGCAUCAAAGAAUUCCAGGGUCAGCUCGUGGAGUCACAGCAAGAGUUCUUCGAGCAACAGCAAAAGCUGCACGACAACACCAAGCAGCAAUUGCUGGAAAUAAUCACCGACUCAACUACGGCCAGCCACCACCUCCACCAGCUGGUCCAAGUGCAGACCUCGGCCUUUCAAAACGCGGUCGACAACAUCGGCGAACUGGCCACCAAAUCAGAGAGCACCAUCGCGGCCAUUCACGAACAGCACACAAAGCUGUCUUCUCUUCAGAACGAACUGAUCGGGAGCGUUGAGAAGGUCGCCGAGUUCCAGCGGUCGAUCUUGGGCGAGUUCUUCGAUAUGAAGUCGAUCGCCUUCUACAGUGCAUUCCUCAUCGCUACGUUUAUUCUCACGUCCUUCUCCUUCACCGGCUCUGCGCUGAAUGUUCUAGUCGAGCGGCUGUUGCGUUCGUACGAUCUCCAGUUCUUCCCCUGGGCCAGUGCCGACUCCCUCAUCAUCGCAGCACGUUGGGCGAGCCUGUGUGUGGCGGUGGCGGUGCUGUUUGCCAGCGCGGUGGGGCACAAGGACAUCGCGCAAGACAACAACCGGCUGCUGUUGGCCAUGGAGGAGAGGAACGCGCGCAUCCUCGAGCACCUGCAGCACCAGGAGACCCUGUGGAGCAUGCAGCUGCGCGAGAUCACCAACAAGCACAGACGCGGCCUCACGCCCGAUAAUGAAUGA